Molecule: messenger RNA, 1409 nt
Organism: Sipha flava (yellow sugarcane aphid)
Lineage: Eukaryota; Metazoa; Arthropoda; Insecta; Hemiptera; Aphididae
Product: dnaJ homolog subfamily B member 14-like
Exons: 8
Coding region: 249-1202 (317 amino acids)
Biological process (GO): cellular response to misfolded protein
Cellular component (GO): endoplasmic reticulum membrane
Molecular function (GO): Hsp70 protein binding
Source: RefSeq, a predicted model, not a curated record
AUAUCUUAGUAUUGACUAUUGACAUUAAAUUUGUGUUAUAAUUAAGUAAUAAACGUCUUAAUGAUAUUAUAGAACAACCGUUAAAGUUAUCGUACAGUUUUAAACAAACUAUUAAUUAAUCCGUUUGUUAUAUAUUAUAAUAAAAUAUGGAUUUAUAAGAUUUCUGUUAUACAUUUACAUUAAAGUUGAAUAGAGUUUUUUAUUUUAUUAAUUUUAUGAUAUUACAAACGUGUUGAUAUUGAAAGACUAUGGAGGGCAAUCGAGAUGAAGCUUCUCGCUGCAUUGAAUUGACGAAAUUAUAUAUUAAAAAAAAAGAUUUGGAUAAUGCAUGGAAAUUUUCAGUUAAAGCUCAUAAAUUAUUUCCAUCAAAUGAGACAAGACGUUUAAUGUUAAAAUUGAAGUCUAAGUUAAGAAAUCAAAAGUGUCGGACAAUGAAGAAAAAUCAAUCUAUGUCUGAUGGUUCUGAUGAAUCUUAUAAUGGCGAUCAUUCUAACUCAUCAUCAAGUGAUGGUUUUACACGACAAUCAUCAAAUCAGCCAAAAAAAAGCUAUAAAUCAAGUACUGCUUAUUCAUAUGAAAUGUUUAAAGAAAUUAAUAAAGAUGAAUCUUAUAAUUGUCUUGAAAAAGCAGAACAAUGUAUAAAAAGGAAAGAGUACGGAAUGGCAGAAAAAUAUGUGCUGAAAUCAAAAAAACUUUUUGCCACAACUAGAGCUGAUGAACUUCUUCAAGAACUUAAAAAAAUACAAGAGGACAACAAGCCUAAAUAUACAGAAGAACAAGCAAAUGUUGUCAGAAAAGUAAAAAAUAGUGAAAAUUAUUAUACAAUGUUGGAUAUAAAAUAUACUGCAACUGUUCCUGAAAUAAAAAAAGCAUAUAAAAAAUUAGCGUUGUUAUUACAUCCAGAUAAAAAUCCAGCUCCUGGUUCUGGAGAAGUAUUUAUUGUUGUUAGUAAUGCUGUUGAUACAUUAAGUGAUUGUAAAAAACGUAGAACGUAUGAUUUAAGUAUAAGGAAACCAUCUAUUUCUACAUCUAGUUAUACUAGAAAUAAUUGUUUUUAUAACCGCUACGAACCACCAUAUGGUGCACAUAGAAACCCAUAUAAAUUUUAUCAAAGACCUUGUGAUUCUUCUGAUGAAUUUGAAGAUACUGAAUAUGUUUCUGAAACUGAAGAUACCUUUGAUUAUUAUGAAUCAUUUGAAUGAAUAUUAAUUAAUGUAAUAAAACUAAAAUAAAAAGAUACAGAAAGAAAUGGCUCAUACUAGUUUGGUUUAAUGUUAAAAAUAUAAUUUAUUUGUUGAGUCCUAGAAAGAAAGAAUAGUUUUUUUUCUAUUUUAACAUACUUAGGACUGUUUGUAACUCAUCAUCCAAUAAUUAAAGGUAUGAUUAAAAAUAGAUAGUACAUUUAAUUU